AGAGCUGCUUCAAAAAAAUUGACGAAAUUAACAAAGGAUGAGCUUAUGUUUCUUUUUGAACUUGACAAACCUGCACCUUCGACGCAAAAAACGAGGGCAGCUACUGCCUUGGCAAAUGCCAAUUCUCAACCAACUACAAGUUCGCAACCUACAGCUUAAAUGAACCUUUAAUACAUACAUAUUUUAUUAACUUGAGUACGAAAUUAUUUGCUGUAUAGAGAUUUUGGACAUUUUAUCUUACUGUCAAAACUAUAAGGUAUUUGAAUAAAAAAUUUACUCUUUUAAGACUUGAAAAAUAUCUCUGGGCUUGGAAGGUUUGUAAAAAUAUUAGCGAAGUUUUGAGAUUAAGCUAAUAAUGUGAUAACUAGCAGAGAGCUGCUACUUGUACGGUUGGCUUCGAUCGAUUUUCCAGCUGCCAUCUCAAAUUGUAGGCGAUUAUUGAAGAUCACCUCACUUUUAUGUGUAGAAGCAUUUCUCUUUUCUACUUCGAUUGGUCUUUUUGAGGUGACACUUUGUCCUUGACAUCGAAGGCAGUCGUCAAUAAUCCCUGUAUGUUUUCUAUUCGAUCAUUCCUUUCAUCAUUUGUCCUCCGUUUUUGUUCAACAUACUACAGUCCUUCAACUCAUUUGCUCCCGCCGGCUAUUUGUUUGAGUUGUAGCUUUUUUAAAGAAUUUUUUGUGUUGUGGCCAUCAGUGACAGCCGUAAAGCCACUACUAUAUUUGUCCAUUCAUUCAACCGAUUCUCGUAAAUUUUCAAUUUCUGAAAUUAAUCUUUUAUUUUACUGCCAAUGUCUCUUCAUAUUUUUGAAAGUUUACAGAUUCUCAUUUAAAAUUUAA
This is a messenger RNA of Meloidogyne enterolobii, 836 nucleotides long. NCBI's taxonomy places the organism in Eukaryota, Metazoa, Nematoda, Chromadorea, Rhabditida, Meloidogynidae. The record is from the annotation of a GenBank genome assembly.